CGCAGCACGGGAAGCACCUGUGAAAAAAAAAAAAAGCUCACAAACGGCGUCUUAUCAGUAGAUUGGCCGCGCUCGUCUUCAGAUAUGGACGCGGCAACCUCCUCAUCCUCUCAGGGCAGAUACAGUUAUGACGAGUACAAGGAGACAGCAGACUGGCUGUUGGCUCACACGGAGCAGCGUCCUAAAGUCGCCAUCAUCUGUGGUUCAGGUCUUGGUGGUCUGGCUGAGCUGCUGGUUGACAAGACUGUGUUUCCAUACAAGGAUAUCCCUCGUUUUCCUGUCAGCACUGUGCAGGGCCAUGUCGGCCAGCUGGUGUUUGGGAAGCUGCAGGGCCGUGAAUGUGUCUGCAUGCAGGGGAGAUUCCACUUCUACGAAGGCUACAGCAUACAAAUGGUGACUUACCCAGUUCGAGUCUUCUUCCUGCUGGGCGUGGAAACUCUGAUUGUGACAAACGCAGCAGGAGGACUGAACAGCAGCUACGAUGUGGGAGACAUCAUGCUCAUUAAGGAUCACAUCAACAUGCCGGGCUUUGCAGGGCAGAACCCACUGUGUGGGCACAACGAUGAGAGGUUUGGGGUGCGUUUCCCAUGCAUGUCGGAUGCAUAUGAUCGUGAGCUGAGGGCUCUGGUCAAGCAGACAGCAGAGGAGCAGGGCUGCGACAGUUUCCUGCAGGAAGGAGUUUACUGCAUGCUGGCUGGGCCGACAUAUGAGACGAUUGCAGAGUGCAAAGUCCUGCAGAUGCUGGGGGCUGAUGCUGUGGGUAUGAGCACUGUGCCAGAGGUGGUUGUGGCUCGUCACUGUGGCCUGCGUGUUCUGGGUCUGUCUCUUAUCACCAACAAGGUUGUGAUAGAUUAUGACAGCAACGAGAAGGCAAACCACGAGGAGGUGCUGAGGACCACAAAACACAGAACACAGGACCUCCAGAGGCUUGUUAGCCACCUCAUCCCAAAGAUCUAGUACCUUCAGCAUAUACCUGCACAAAAUCUAGCCUCAUAUUUCAUGUGUGAUUGGUAGAUUUGAUGAAAAGGUUAUCAGAGUGAGCACAUGGGGAGACGACAUUGCUGGUGUGAUUUAGGCUCUGCAGUAGGAAGGUAAAGAAAAAUGUUGAGGCUGUGACUAUGAUACUUGGAGGUAUCUGCUAAAGUUGUAAUGUCUGUGAUGAUACAGAUCAGCAAAGUUUUUGUAUAAUUUACUAAUCAGGAUUUUUUAUUACAGGCCAAAAAUAUGGCUGACUAAAUUUGUUCUAAAGAGGUGUAAGAGUGUUUUUAAGUGGAAAAGUGAAAACUUGGUGGCUAGCCUGUUUUAAUAGAAGGUAAGGAAUUACUUUGUUUUGUUUGGUCAGUUUUUUUUUUUUUUUUUGCUCUUAUUUCUGUGGCUUGUAAGAUAAAGGGAAAUACCAGAGCCACUUAGGAUCUUAAUACCGGCUAGUGCAACAUGUUUCUGGCUUAAAGCUCCAGGUAUGAUCCACCGACAGACAGCAGCGAGUGUCAUUGUUGCUCAUAGUGGCAACAUACAAACAGUCUGAGGCCUGUUUGACAGCUGAAAGAGUAUCGUUCAGUGCUUUUAAACAGUACGGCACACACACACACACACAUAUACAUAUAUGACUUCUUUAUUAGCAAUAAUUACAGCUUUCUACUUGUUAUUACAUAUGAGCACAAACAAGCGGUCCAUUCUUUAUGCUGGUAUGAUGGUAAAAUGGAUCUUAUUGAUGUAUAAAUCCAGGAUUUUAUCUUUUACUUGGCUUUAAAAUGAUGAUCAUGAAGAUUUCUAUGUUCCUACCAGCAACCUUUAAAUGCAGCCCACUAGUUAGAGGUAUCUGUGCAGUGUUUAUGACCACUUUCUUUACAUCAUGUUUGCCUUCAGUGACAGAAUAACAUACAACUGUAACGUUUGAAUGCAUCGUUUUCUAGCUUAAGAUGAAUUCAGAGGACACUGUGCACUUAUCCAUUGGCCUUCUCAUGUUUUAGCUGGACUUGAGGUCACAGUUCAUCACUUCUCCUGUAGCAUUUAAAGAGUUUAUAUAGAUAAUCAAUGUUGCUACUAGAAGACAAUAUAUUUUUAUGAUUAGACAGAAUUGGUGAGACUAACUGGCACAAUCUUUUCUUUAUUUUGCGAUUCUUGUCAUAAUAAAUGUAUAAGAAAUAGUUAUUUCAGUGAUAUAUAUCUAAUAAACAGAGUAUAUUUGCAUUAAGCUGGGAUGAAAUCACAGCUGCUUAUUUUUAUGAUAGAAAAAUGUAAUAGAAAUAUCUAUGUCUAUAAUUUAUUGAUUAGAAAUAAAUCAACUGUCAUCAAGUAUUAUCAAUCCUUAUGUUGUAUCAUCAAUAAAGAAUAGGCUGAAUCAGUUAAGAGUAAUCCCGUCCUAACAGAAGAUUUUCUGGUUUUAGGGCUCUUUUAAAUCAGAAGUGUUUCCCAAUGCUUGGGUGUACCACCCAGGUAUAUUUUUCUUUUAAAGAUUGGCAUAUAAUCACCAUCUGUGCAUGCAAGAGACAUCUUCCAUGAAUGCAUUCAUUGAGGUGCAGUGUCUUAUGUACAAGAAAAAAAUCUAUGCCAUUGUUUUAAUAUUUCUCUGCAGCUUCUUGGACAGGGGUUUGGCUGCAGACCACACAUCUCUGAUGGCAUCUCUGUAUUUCUCAGAAAGGAAGUGCCUUAUUUCCAGCUUUAGAUUAUUCUUUAAAUUCAACUUUAUUCAUUAGCAAAGACUGGUAGUUAAAUGUAUGAAAUAACCACAUUGCAAACAUUACAGACUAAGAAACAUUUCAUAAAUACAACAGAACAUUUUCAGAGGUCUGAUCUCGGAUUAAAUUGUGUACAAGUACAUUUUAACUAUAGUACUGUAGCUUUGUUAGCUUUCACUAAAGCUAACAUAGUUAUGCUAGCUAAAUUAUUAGCAUUACUACAUAAAACAGCAUAGCUAUGUUAGCUUUAGCUACAUGAGCUUUAGCAAACAUAGCUAAUGUAGCUACAUAGAUAAUGUAUCUCAGAGCUUACACAGCUUCUUAACUUUGGCUAUGUUAGCUACAUAGCUACAUUACCAAUAGCUAAGUUAGCUUUCGCAAUGUGGGCAUUUGCAAAAAUACAGCUAAAGCUUACUUGGCUAUGUGGAUAACGUGGAUACCUAGCUUAUGUAGCUACUUUUUCAGCUUACCUUUAUCUAUUGCAGUUGCCUAAUUAGCUUACGUAGGUCUGUUAGCUGUGUAAGCUACGGUUGCUGUGUUUGAAUGUGUUUAUGGAGAGCCAGCUUUUUUUCUCUAGCAGACUGUUUACUUGGCUUCAUUGAACAUUUUGUAAUCAGGUUUUGCAGUUCAGGAUUUUAAGUUUUAACUUUUGGUAUCCUAACCUUUGCCUUAAUCCUUACCCUAACCCCCGACGGAAGUUUAAUCAGAUUUUCUUUCCAAAGUUUCAGUGUGUAUUUCCAUUCUGAGAUAUAUGGUGUCUCAGAUGAACAGUCUGUGAGAGUGGCUGUCAGAGAUGAACAAUCUGCUGCCAGAGUGUCUUGGGCUUCUUGCUACUAAUAUUAUUCCAUACUCCUGUACUCCAGGAUGAUGGUUGUGAUACACUACCUCGUCAACAAUAAACCUUCACACACUCAGCCUACCUGCUAGAAUUAUGGACUAUCUGGUGAGCCUUUCCAAGAAGGAGUAAUGUUAUUUGAGCAUGUGACACAACAUACUGUCAAUGAAUAAUGUCAAAAGAGCAGAAACCAAAAUAUUAAAUGAACAGAGAGAGGCAGGGCAGGGUACUGCCCGAGUCAAACGUCAUUCUAUGGGAAACACUGUAUAGAAUUUUAAUUAAUCACUAUAAAAAGCACAAGAUAAUCUAUGAGAAAUACCGUCAGUGAAAGGCUUAUUUGGAUUAGCAGGCGUGAUGUAUGGAGGCUUUUCUGCAGCGGAUUGCACUUAGAUCAGUUUUAUUUGUACAACAAGAGACCACAACACUGUAAUAUCAGGGAGAGCUGUAUUACCCAGGCCUGCAGUUUUCAAUCUUCCCUGCACUGAUCUGGAACCUCCUGCCAGGUUCCUUUGACCGACUCAUUCAUUAGAGCUGGAAAGGCCAGAGAAAUCCUAGAUCAGCAGGUCCAGCUCUUAGACCAUUUAUAUCAGGCUUAUCAUCAAGAUGCUAAUGGAAGUCUUAAAGGGGAAUUACACUCCAAAUUAAACCUGCUACCAUCAAAAUGUAGGAGCCUGAAUGUUAAUGCCUACUAUUAAAAUGGAAAACUUGAGAUAUACUAAUAGAUUAGUAUUUUAGGAUUCACUUAUGUUUUCCUGUUUUUGCACAAUGUCAAAUUUUGCAUCUUUUUGUUUUUACUGACUCUGUCUGGUCAGUGAAAUCAAUAAUGCUUUAUGAAAGUCUUAUGUUUGAAUCUUAUUUGCUUCCAAGAAAA
Messenger RNA from Cheilinus undulatus (humphead wrasse), 4384 nucleotides. It is a transcript of the gene pnp6, whose product is annotated as purine nucleoside phosphorylase 6. The transcript is spliced from 6 exons. Gene Ontology annotation, cellular component: cytoplasm. Gene Ontology annotation, biological process: nucleoside metabolic process. The coding region runs from base 85 to 957 and encodes 290 amino acids. Gene Ontology annotation, molecular function: purine-nucleoside phosphorylase activity. The record is from RefSeq and is a predicted model, not a curated record. NCBI's taxonomy places the organism in Eukaryota, Metazoa, Chordata, Actinopteri, Labriformes, Labridae.